AGCAAAGUUUUUGGAAUGUGACUACAAUAUCACUCCCAUACAAACCUCGGAUACGAGCAUAAAUACACAAUGCUGGAGAAUUCGUCUACUUUUCCUGGCUGAACCGAAAUAUAAUCUUCCCAUGUCGCUAAAAUUGAUAUCUACAACCUCAAUAAGCUAGAAUUUAGUCAGAAAUAAAACACCUACAGCCACUUACAGUGUAUGAUUUGAAUUGACUACGGUGCCUGGUGUAUAACUAGACACACUGCAGUUUUCGAUUGUUCAACGAGUGCCUGCAAUGCUGAUGUAGCUUGGACCUUCAAGGAUUCGAAAAAUACAAGCUUAUUUUUGUGAUUUUUUUUUUUUUUUUCAAGGGGCUGCAGGAGAGUCGCUCCAACUGUGUGCAAUCUAUUGGGCAUUGCUGGUGUUCGUUUCAUAAAAGCAUUUUCUUCUUACGAAAGGAACCAGUUUUUUUUUUGUUGUUGUUGUUUGUUUGUUUGUUUGUUGUUUUAAAUUUUUUUCCCAUCAGACAAAAUAACAUGCUGUGGUUAUCCGGAUGAACAUGCAACGCGUUUGAGAGUUGUGGACAUUAUUUUGAAGAAUGCACUUAAUAUAUAUUUUGACAUGUUAAUAGAUUAUGCGUCGUAUGAGUUCCUGCAGAUUCCUUCCAAAUCAAUGGGAAUUCAAUAGGAUUUAAUUAAUUAGCAUGGGACUUUGAUCGCCUUUCGUGGUUUUUAUUCACCUGCGCUUUCAAAAAAAAAAAAAAUGUUGAUGUACACUUCAUUUGUCUGUCUACCGGAGUUAUUUUAUUUUUUUAAGAAAUCGAUGCUAUUUUCACCAGCUGCACGAUUGAAUUAAACACCUUUAUCCGUACUUUAUACUAAUCCAAAACCAGCUUUCCAAGGUGUUAAUUGCCACCAAGACAAGAAAAGAGGUCAACCGCUGGUUGUGUCAUUUCAGUUCUUGCCGUUUAGAAGAUUAGGAUUCUAUUGAUACAGUUCAAUGGAAAGAGAAACACGUUAUCUUUUAAUAAGGAGCCCUUGCUGUAGUAUAGUGGACAUCUCCGUGGAAACGAUUUCCUGUCUUUCUUUCAACCUUCUUGGGAUUGUAUUUAUUUUUUCUAUGGCUGUUUUAUUCUGGUAGAGAAGACAUCACAUUUUUACAGCCUGUUUUUUUUUUUUUUUAUCGUUGUUGGCUUCUUUCUCUUUUCUGAUAAAGAAUUCAUGGUGUGUCACUGUUUGGCGGUGGACUGGAAGCUGUGGCGGAGGUUGAACGAUCACGCAUUUUGGGAGAGCUCACCUAUAAACUAGUCAAAUCAGAAAAGGCGAUAUACUACGCGUGGGAGAGUAAAGAUAAUCCUGCCUCAACGAGCGAUUUAGAUUGAUGUUCCUGUUCAAAGCCAGUGACAGACCUCGCAGUAAGAGACACAAGAAGACUGGCCAGGACUCCAGGCAAAGGGGAACAGUGCACUGAUAUACCAUGGAAAGGAUUGUCUUCUGCGUGUUGAUGUUUGGCGUGUUGGUGAAGGCUCAUAACUGCCCUGGUCGCUGCAUCUGCCAGAAUAUCUCCCCUACCCUGACUUUGCUCUGUGCCAAAACGGGACUCCUGUUUGUGCCGCCUACCAUCGACCGCAAAACCGUGGAGCUACGCUUGACGGACAACUUCAUCACCGUUAUACGGAGGAAGGACUUUCUCAACAUGACCAGCCUGGUUCAUCUCACCCUGUCUAGGAACACCAUCAGUCAGAUCAUGCCUCAUGCUUUCAUGGACUUGAGAGCCCUCCGCGCCUUGCACAUGGAUGGCAACCGGCUCAACUCCCUGAAGAACGAGCACUUCAAGGGUCUCGGCAACCUGCGUCACCUCAUUUUAGGGAACAACCAGAUCCACCAUGUGGCUUCCGCCACGUUUGAUGAGUUUCUUGGGACCAUUGAAGACUUGGAUAUCUCGUACAACAACCUAGAGACCCUCCCUUGGGAGGCUAUUGCCAGGAUGACCAACAUCAACACCCUCACGUUGGAUCACAAUCUGAUAGAUCACAUUGAAGAAGGGACCUUUUCCUUGCUUCACAAGCUGGUCAGGCUUGACAUGACUUCGAACCGGCUGCACAAGCUGCCGCCAGACACCCUCUUCCUGCGCGCUGAAGUCUUGGCCAACGCUGAGGUGUCCAAUCCUUCCACAUUGACAGUCAGCUUUGGUGGGAACCCCUUACACUGUAACUGUGAGUUACUUUGGCUCAGGAGGCUUACCAGGGAAGAUGACUUGGAGACAUGUGCUUCCCCCGUCGCCCUUAUGGAUAAAUACUUCUGGUCCAUCCAAGAGGAGGAGUUCAUCUGUGAACCUCCAUUGAUCACUAGACACCACGCCUCUAAAGCCUAUGUCAUGGAAGGGCAAGGGGUGACCUUGAAGUGCAAAGCUAUUGGAGAUCCAGACCCUUCCAUCCAUUGGAUCUCUCCCGAUGGGAAACUCAUUCACAACACCUCUAGGACCGUCCUCUUCGACAACGGGACUUUGGACAUCUUCAUCACCACCCUUAAGGAUAGUGGGUCUUUCAGCUGCAUCGCCUCCAACGCUGCCGGGGAAGCAACUGCCCCCGUCGAGGUCAACAUUGUUCCCUUGCCCCUUUUCGUCAACAACACCAGCCACAUGAAGGAGCCCGACCCUGGCUUGUCCGACAUCACCACCUCGUCCAAAUCAAGCUCCAAUGAUACCAAGAACCAAGACAAGAAGGUGGUGGUCGGAGAGCUGACCUCAUCUUCUGUCGUCAUCUGGUGGCCUUCUGAGCGUCACAUCCCUGGCAUCCGCAUGUAUCAGAUCCAAUACAACAGCACCUCUGAUGACACAUUGGUUUACAGGAUGAUUCCAUCAACUAGCAAGACCUUCCUAGUGAAUGACUUAGCAGGAGGUCGGGAAUAUGACCUCUGUGUCCUAGCUGUCUAUGACGACGGGAUCACCUCUCUGACGGCCACCAGAGUGGUGGGCUGUGUCCAGUUCUCCACAGCCAGCGAGAACAGCCAGUGCAAGUUCAUCCACAGUCAGUUCCUUGGAGGAACCAUGAUCAUCAUCAUUGGAGGCAUCAUAGUGGCUUCAGUCCUGGUCUUCAUCAUCAUUCUGAUGAUCCGUUACAAGGUCUACAACAACCAAGACGACCACACCUCAGCCAAAGUGAGCAACGUCUACUCCCAGACCAGCGGAAACCUAGCUGUCAUGCAUCGUUCCUCCUCCAAGCAAGCAGAGGAGAAGAAUGAGAUCUGGGCUAAGGAGGCCGCCAACAAAGACUGCAAGGCUCUGGUCUUGAAAGUGGAUUGCGAGAAAUCAGAGGCUCCCCAGCCCACCACCACUGUCAUCACUGAGGUCCAGCUGUCUCUGGUUCCAAUAGAAAGGAGGCGGACCCUGACCAGUGUAGACCUCCAGCAAGCAGCAGCUAUCCUGUCUUCAGAGGAUGCCCAGACGGACAGCAGCAUAGUGGGUUCCACCAUAUCACUCUGCUUGAUAGGUUCCUCCAACGGCAACAAAGAUGCACCCAAGCGUAGGGAUAAAAAGAGUGCCUUGGGUAGCAAUACUCUCCUUCCCAGCAACAUUGCAAGAACUCGGCACAGGUUCUCCUUUGACGGGGACUACUCGUUGUUUCAGAGUAACAGUUACCCCAGAAGGGCAAGGACAAGGAGACACAUGUCCUCUACCCAGAUAAACGUGGACGUGGCUUCUCCUUUGGGAAACCGGAGGGUGAUCUUUAGCAGCACAGAGUGGAUGUUGGAAAGCACGGUUUGAGGCAGUGUGAGAUCUCAGACUGAGAUGAAACUACUCAGAAGCUGAGGAGAAGUGGUUAUCUCUAACGCAGCAGUGCCUUACUAAAACAGUGUACCAAUGGGGGGAUGCUGCUAGUUAAGUCUCUGUUUUUUUGUUUUUUUGUUUUUGUUUGUUUAUUUUAUUAUUUGGUGUGUCUUUUCUCUUUUGUUUUAUUUUUACAGUUGUAUUGUCUUUUAUGGAAUAACAGAGCUUUUGGAUUUGUGAGGUGUUGGUUUGUUUUUAUAUAUACACCAUGAUGUUGGAUAAAUGGAAAGUGCUGUAUGGUCAUUUCCCCUUUAAUGUAUCAAAAAGCAGGACUGUUUCCACUUGCCACCAGAUUCUGGAGCGAAGGACUCAUGCACAGAAGACACAAGAUACCAUGGACUUGUAUCACACCCAGUCUAUACAAAAAAUAU
Molecule: messenger RNA, 4181 nt
Organism: Polyodon spathula (Mississippi paddlefish)
Lineage: Eukaryota; Metazoa; Chordata; Actinopteri; Acipenseriformes; Polyodontidae
Product: leucine-rich repeat and fibronectin type III domain-containing protein 1-like
Exons: 4
Coding region: 1459-3747 (762 amino acids)
Molecular function (GO): protein binding
Source: RefSeq, a predicted model, not a curated record